Messenger RNA from Ophidiomyces ophidiicola, 519 nucleotides. RefSeq lists its product as uncharacterized. Bases 1 to 519 code for a protein of 172 amino acids. The transcript has 2 exons. The record is from RefSeq and is a predicted model, not a curated record. Lineage: Eukaryota; Fungi; Ascomycota; Eurotiomycetes; Onygenales; Onygenaceae.
AUGUCGUCUGAUGAUGCCUAUUCUUCAUUCCUUGAGAGCGCUAACGCCGACCCGUCCGCCACCGUCAAGUCAACGUCAACUACCCAGUCAUUUCAUACCACUCAAUCUGUUGGGGAAAACCAGCAGGUUCCUCAAGUGCUAAAAAAUGUGGAGAUGUACUAUGUAUCUGAUGCAGAUGAGGAAUUUGAGCCAGUGACAUUGCAGUGGGAUAAAGCCAUGGAAGGGAAAUGGCCAACAACAGAUGACUUCCAGUCUUUGAUUUUACUCGGGAAAAACAAACCUAGUGUGGAAAUUUCAACCCUCCCUGAGACCUCUUUUGACCCGCGUAAGCAAUAUGAAGCUGUCUACGACGCCAUCCGAACUGCGGUUACAGGCUCGGAAGCCAAAGGUACGUCGGAACCAGAGCUGAAGGUAUAUAGGGUUCAACACAGUGAUACCCGGAUGGAAUACUGGGUCAUGGGCUUAGAUAAGAAGGAACAUCGUCUUCUGGGAAUGAAGGCACGGGCCAUAGAGAGUUAA